AUGGAAAUGGAGUCGAAGGGGGCGGGGUGCAGCAGAAGGGAGCAGAGAUGUUUGGAGGCUUUUUUUUAAUAUAAAAUUAUUUAUUUAAAUAAAAAUGGCCGCCGUGGAGAGCGGAGAGGAGAGACUGGAGGAGGGCCAAGAGGGUGAGGGACCUGCUGACCCUCAGCCCCCUGCCAGGUCCCACAGUAAGUCCAAGAAAGGUCGUCGUGAGCGCCGCCAUGCUGACAGAGGGACUGAAUCCACGGCCACACCCCAACCAGCUGCACUGCAGCCACACAUGGGGGCGGAGCCACAGACACAGGUGUCUGAGCCUCAGGCCGGACCCUCAGAGGAGGCGGGGUCAGAAACGGCAGGCGGUAGUGAGUCAGCAGGUUCUCCGAGGCAGCGGCGCUCCAUCAUCCGGGACCGUGGGCCGCUCUAUGAUGACCCAUCACUGCCUGAAGGCUGGACACGCAAACUCAAACAGAGGAAGUCUGGACGCUCUGCGGGGAAGUUUGAUGUUUACUUGAUCAACUCGGAAGGAAAGGCUUUCCGUUCCAAGGUGGAACUAAUCGCUUACUUCCAGAAGGUUGGUGACACAACUACUGACCCCAAUGACUUUGAUUUCACUGUCACCGGACGUGGAAGCCCUUCCCGCCGUGAGAAACGUCCUCCAAAAAAACCAAAGGUGGUGAAACCAUCAGGUCGAGGCCGGGGGCGUCCCAAAGGCAGUGGGAAGAUGCGGCAUGCUACAGAGGGCGUGGCCAUGAAACGCGUUGUUGAGAAAACCCCAGGCAAACUGCUGGUCAAGAUGGCAGAGUCCUCGACCGGCACUACCUCCACUGCCUCAAAGGUGGCGUCUCCUGCACUCGUGCCCAAGUCCCGUCCCGGCAGAAAGAGGAAAUCAGAACAGGAACUUCCAGUGCCACCACAGACCGCCCCCAAGAAACGGGGCAGAAAACCAACGUCGGCAUCGGCAUCAGCGGUUGCCACGGCAUCCACCUCCUCAGCAUCCACCUCUGGUAGCGCCGCCGCUGGGAGCUACGCAGCAGCUGCCAUUUUGGCCGCUGAAGCAAAACGUAGAGCAGCCAAGGAGUCUUCCACCAAAGCUGUUGUCCAAGAAACAGCCCUGCCAAUCAAAAAACGUAAAACAAGAGAGACAGUAGAGGAGAAGGAGAGUGUCCAGACUCCCGUUGUUUCACAAGCAGAGACUGAAAGAACGGUCACUUCAGGGGGAGAGGGAGCUAAAGGGGAGGGAGUCCCUACCUCAGAGACUUUACCCGCCUCCUCGGAGAAGAGCCAAUCACAUACACAGAAGCAGCCCACUGCAUCAGAUGAAGGCCAGUCACAUGGACAAAAGAUGCAUAGAGGAAGGAAGCACCGGGAGAAAACAGGAACAUCAGACGCAGAUGGAGGAAGAGGAGAGGAAGCAGAUGAAGACGUGGGUGAUAAUCGAGGAGACGGAGGAGGAGGAGGGAGGAGUAGCAGCAGCAGCAGUAGCAUUAGUCCAUCAAAAAGACACAAAAGGAAGGAAAGGACGCCUCACAAACACCACCAUCACCACCACCACCAUCAUCAUCAUCGCCACCAACAUUCCUCUGCCUCAUCAGAGGAUCAGCCUCCUCUUCCUCCAGCUCCUGCACCCCCAGAAUCCUCCAACCAGUCCAGACCUGAAGCUGAGCCCCAGGCCGUGCCUCAACUCAACCCCCAGCACACUCAGCAAGUUCAUCCCAGACCAAAGUCAAAGUCUGACACCCAGACCCCCCCUGAACCCCGACAUCCUCCCCCUCAACCGCGCCACUUGCCCCAGCCCCAUACCCUGCAGCAUUCCCAGGACCAGUCACCCACUCAACCUCAAGCCCAGGCUCGGUACUCCGCAUCCCAGCCCUCUCCCACGAGGCAAGUUCAACCCCAGCCAAGUCCCCAACUUCCCCCAUCCCAGAGUCAGCGCCAGGCGUCCCCCCCAAAAGCCCAGUCAAAGCCAGUCCACUCCUCAGCUCAGCACCACACCCAGCUUCAGGCUCAGCAUUCUCCAUCUCAGCCCCGCCCCCCUCAGUCGCCUUCAAUUCUGCAUGUCCAUUCAGCCCAAACAAGGCAUCCACAUUUGCGAACCCAGUUCCCAACAGCACUUCAAUCCCAGACCCAGCACAGGCACCCAUCCCAACCCCAGCCCAAACAAUCUCAACCGGAGACCCGGCAGUCACUUCAGCCUCAGUCUCAGUCCAGGACCCCUACCCAACUUCAAACUCAAACCCAACCCAGGACCCAACUCCGGAAUCAACCCCAAUCCAGAGCCCAUCUUCAGACUCAGAGCCAGUCCAGAAUCCCAACCCAAGUUCAGACUCAAACCCAACCCAGAACCCAACUACUGCCUCAACCCCAAUCCAGGACACUUACCCAAAUUCAGCUUCAACCCCAGUCCAGGACCCAAGUUCCAAUUCAACCCCAAGCCAGGACCCAACCGCAGACUCAAUCCCUAACCAGAGUUUCAGCUCAAGUUCAGCCUCAAAUGCAGCCACGAACCCCUGUCCAGCUUCCACCUAACCUGCAGCCCAGGCAUCAGGUGCUGCCGCAACAGCAGACGAGACACCUUCCACAACAUCAACCCCAGACUCAACACAGACCACAACCCAGACAGUCAUCUUCCCAGCCAAGACCACCCCAGCCCCAACCCCAACCCCAGUCCCAAGGACAACCACACUUUCAACGGAUUCAAGUGCAUUCGCGUCCUCAACCCCCUCAGAUCUCCAGACCCCCUGUGCAGCACAUCUCAUCCCACCGACCAUCUUCCAGCCUAACCAGGACCAACCUGGUCCCCGUUCUGCAGAACCAGAGUGAGCAGCCCCAAGAUCUGAGCACCACACGGCCAGGAAGAGGGAGCCUGCUGCAGAGUCGAGAGGUCUCCUCGGAAGGCGUCAGGGCGGGGGACAGAAGGGAGCCGGUCGUGGCAUCAGAAGGCAGAGAGGUCGUAGGAGGUGGAAGGGGGUCAAACAGUACCUCGAGGUCCAUACCUCCUGGAUCUCCAGUAGUAGCCGGAACCGGGGUUGGUCUGGUCCCUGGGGCAGAGGGAAGACCUAGGCUCCGAGCAGAGCCAGAGGCUGCAGGUGAGGGGAGGGAGCUCAGAGACAUUGUCCCCCAGUCUGCCGUCCCCUGCCCAAGCCGGGAGGAAACCGUCGAAUCACGGACUGUGGUCAGCGAACGAGUAAGCUGAUCAGUGAGGCUAGCGAUCAGCUGACUAAUCAGUUUACUGAUCAGCUGACUGAUGGACUGAGUCAGCAGUGGAAGAGUCAGGUGGAUAGGAGCGUGACUGGACUGUGUCGAUGACUUCACGGUGUUUUCAGAUAGGAAUCAGUUCCCAGAGCUUCUCCUCUUGUCUGAUUGAAGACUGCAAAGUUCUGGAUCUGAGAAUCAACAAGCACUGAGGACUGCUGGUGAAGAGAUUGGAAUUUUGUCUUUUUUAGGAAAACAAACAAAAGGAAAACUGAUAAACAAGUGUGUGUGUAUAUAUAUAAUCAAAAGGCAGCUGUUGUGUCCCGCUAGUCUCCGUAGGGAGGGGGGGUAGUUUGGAACUAAAAACCAAUGCUUAACAACACAUUACUCUGAACGAAACGUUGCUUCCGGAAUAUAACCUCCUUUUUAUUUGUAUUUUGAUAGUUUAUAAUUUUGUCUCUGUUACAGCUUUAAACUCUGAUAUUAUUGACUGACGGUCCCUUAUUAUCGUCGUGCUGCUGACUGACGGUCCUUUAUUUAAUAUUCUGCUCUCUCAACUGAUAGUCCCUUACUGAAACUGACGGUUCCUUACUGAAACUAGAACUUAACUAAAAGCCUCAGAGGGGAUGUGAGGCGGCGGUUUGCACCUUAAACUGGUUUCUUAGAAAUCUUUCAGUUUUUCCACCCAUGGUUCCAUUAUGCCGUUAAUAGAAAAAAAAGGGGGGGGGGUCUAUAAUGUUUUCCAUCCUCUUCCACACUGCCCCCUAGAGGUAGCCGUUCUGAUGUAAGAGCAUUACUUGUUGACUCUACACAGAUCUCACUUUUAGUUAUUUUAACCCAUUCUAUGAAGCAUUCAAACAGCUCAAGGUUUUCUUGAUACGUCUUAUCAGAAUCUGAAUCCCGGCAUACACUGUACGAUCGUAGAAAAGUCCCCGGUGGAAUAUCGGCUCACACUGUACAACUGAUUUGUUUACAAUGCACGACCAAAGCUCCCAUUUCAUGUUCUCACAGAGUACGACCCGAAUGUUGGACACGACCUGAGGGCUCACACUGUACGAGUUGAAUCGGGGACGGAGCGUUGACUAUUGUCAAUAAAGAUUAUUUUGAUAACUCCCUUAGACGGAGGACGAAGUCUCAUAUGCACCCCUCAAAUACAAACCCCUGCUCACAUACUCAGCAUCACAUUUAAAAACAAUCUAACUAGCAGCUAAAUCUUUACAAAUAAGACGACAAGUCAGACAUGCCUGCGGUUGCCAUAGUGAUUUCAGAAGCCGUCUUGACAGUUUGUGCAGGCACAAUCAGGAAACAAGCUCUGGAGUCUGGGGAAUUGGCUUGUGGCUCUGCACUCACUGCGAGUGUGCUGAAAUUCGGCUCGACCUCAAAAUGAGUUGUACUACACAAAGAUGGAGGCUUAAAAUCGUACAGUGUACGCCUGGCUUAAACAGAUGGUUCUUCUGUUUGAUGAUAAAUCUUCGACCAUGCUCGUUGGUUCUUCGAAUGCUUCAGACGUUCAGAGUUCUUCCAUGGCAGAGAUUCUUCCACAUCGGCCUUCAUUAAAUCUGUUUGUUUUGGUUGUGUUUUUGUUUUCAAAAGAAGCGCUUAUAAAAUCAAACCAAACCCACUUUUACGGUAGCUUUAUUUUUAGUUCGUCGUUUUAGUUGUUUUUUUUUAAAUUGUGUCUUUGUGUUGAAUGUCUGGAACAGUUUGCACUCCUCCAGUUUGUACAAUCAACCGCCUGCAUGUCGCUCGGAGACUCUGUAGGCCUUCAACCGGAGAUGCACGUACGCAGAGGUCCAACCUCACCAGGGUUUCACUGUCGGCCAUGUUGGCGAUUGUGUGUGGAGACAGAACCCUGAUGGUGGUCGGGUUCAGUUCCAUGUGGAGUCAAAUGUGCUGGAAACAGAAACACAAACAGUUCACUGAGCAGGGAACUGAUUUUUGAGUCUGUGGGUUCAGAUUAGAGAGCGUGAAGGAGAAACGGAACAAACAGUAACACAGUCUGGACCAAUGGGAGUGUAGCGUUUCUACUCUGGGUUUUCAAGGCACUGCUGUUGCGAGGGAACGUGAUUUAUGGAGUUUGGCAAGAAAAUCUAUAUAUUUUUGGAAUGAUAAGCUAAACAAGAACUCAACCUGUUAGAUCACAACGGAGAGAGUCCGACGUCAGAGCGUGUAAAGAUGGCAGCCAACACCUACUUAUAUCUGAAUGUACACGAGGGUUAUGUUGUGCUUUCAGCUCUUUUAGGUCAGACAUUUAAACUAAUUGGUUGAAUUUAGAUGGUUAAUAGGUUAAGUUGAGUCUUAAGUCUGGUUAGCGCCUGUGUUAGCUCCACUCUGCUCUUCUGUUAGCUCCUCUAUUAGCUCCUGUGGUAGCACCUUUGUUAGCUGCUGUGUUCGCUCUUCUGUUAGCUCCUGUGUACAUUUGUACACACGUGGGUUAUGUCAUGCAACACUUUCAGUUCUUUUAGGUUUUUAAACUUUAAAGACUUUUAAACUAAUUGGUUGAACUGAGAUGGUGAGUAGGUUAAGUCAAGUCUUAAGUCUGGUUUACAUUAGCUCUUCUGUUAGCUACUGUGCUAGCUACUGUGUUAGCUCCUGUUUCAGCUCUUCUGUUAGCUGUCUUAGCUCCUCUGUUUCUUCAAGUGUUAGCUCUUCUUUUAGCUCCUAUGUUAGCUCCUGUGUUGGCUCCUCUGUUAGCUCCUGUGGUAGCGGCUGUGGAAGCACCUGUGUUAGCGCUUGUGUUUGCUUCUGUCAGGUCCUCUGUGAGCUCCUGUCAGCUCCUCCGUGAGUUCCUGUUAGCUCCUUCAUUAGCCUCCGCUCUGAACCUUCAGACUCUGUUUGAAUGUUAAUCUCUGUCUGUCAAAAAACUUUGAUGUUCUUGACUCUUUGGCUCCAGCACUUCAGCGGUAUCAUCGCUUAAAUGAGUUUACUAGACCAGAAAUAAUCCAAUAAGUGAAUGUGUUCAUGCUGGAUAAAAAUAAAUGUGCCUCGUUCUUUAAACUCCUCCCACCUGGUGUGAUGUCAUACAGGUGAUGUAGUCCAUUUCCACCUUAGGCUGAAAAAUCCCCUCUGCGUACGUGGAGCUCCGCCUACCGCCCGGUCUGCUCACAGCAGCUAACCUGUUAGCAUGCUGCUGCGUGGUGCAGCUGCAGAAAUCAAACAUCCCUCUGUGACUCCACAGGACUCGCCCCGCACAAACCCAGUAACCAGCCACCAUAUUGCAUGUUCCAGAGUUUAGUGCCUAUAAUAUUGUGCGUCUUGCCAGAAGCCACCAUGUCAGCCAAGCCAUGUUGUGUUUCUAGACUUAGUAGUGAUGUGUGUGGUGACUUCAUAGUUGCUAAUAUUGAGGAUGAAUAUUCUGCUUUUACUCUGGUUGGAAUCAGUGGAAACUCCAAUACACUGUCGCUGUAGACAAAACUAGUUUUUACCUGUUUUCUUAUUUUUCUUUCUAACUAAAAGCGUUUGUUGUCCCCUGA
Molecule: messenger RNA, 6662 nt
Organism: Labrus mixtus (cuckoo wrasse)
Lineage: Eukaryota; Metazoa; Chordata; Actinopteri; Labriformes; Labridae
Gene: mecp2
Product: methyl CpG binding protein 2
Exons: 6
Coding region: 95-3190 (1031 amino acids)
Biological process (GO): negative regulation of transcription by RNA polymerase II
Cellular component (GO): heterochromatin; nucleus
Molecular function (GO): methyl-CpG binding; chromatin binding; double-stranded methylated DNA binding
Source: RefSeq, a predicted model, not a curated record